AUCUAUAAUCUAUUUACUCCAAAAUUUAGGUUAUGAUUUUCUUCUUCUUUUGAUUUACUUACAUGGCAAGUCCACUAUUUUAGGUGUUAGUACAAUAUUACUUGACAAGCAUUUGUCGAUUAAUUUGCUAAAGAAACUAAAGAACUUUAUUGAUUUGCAAAGAAAGAGAACUAGAAGUUCUUUUUUACAAUACACAUCGGAUCUUGUUGUCUUCAAUUUCUAUUUAUAUAAGUUAUUCAGACUACUUUAUUUCUGUGGUUUUUUUAUUGUCUAAUAUACUAUCAACAUUGUUUAUCAAGAAUAAAAUAUUAUAUAACAAUUUACAACUAGUUGAUUUAUUAUUUACUAUGUUAGUAAUAUUGUUUUUGUCACUUUAGAGAUUAGACCACAGUUACAUAUUACAAAUAAAAAAUAUUUAACCUUAAGGGCCUAUGUCACCGAGUUCACGUAGGGCCCUUGAAAUUAUAGAGCUAGCCCUACGAACGGGCGGCGGAGGGGGAAAAAUUGGAGUCGGUGAGAAAGAUGGUGAGCAGCAUGAAGCUUCCUUUGGUGGAUGGGGAGGAGCAGUCGUCCUAUGACCCCAUGGGGGAAAAGUUGAAGAUGAUGAGCGGCAAGAUUAUUUCGGAGGAGCAGCGUCUAGUGGAGUUGGAGUUGGAGUUGGAAGAUGAAGAGGAGGUGGAAGAUGAGGAGUUGGCCGAGCUGAUAACGGCGCGAGACUUCCGUGUCAGCUGGGAACAUCGCUUUACCCCUCGCUAUUCCUUCAACGACACCACAACCGUAUGUCCCAUGCGCUAUACGGAGGGACCUAUCCCAAGAUAUGCUUGCUGUGGUGAUACCUUGCAGAUCUUCUCUCUCCAAGUGAAAGAAGCAAAAGGUGGUCUUGACUGGCCGCUGCAUGUGUAUGGCUUGGUUGCCACCAGGGACUCUGUAGAUCAAAGGCGCAACCUUCUUUUCAGGUGCACAAGGGAUAAUUGUCAAAUUCUCACUCCACAGGAUUCACACCUGCUGUUAACAGGCCCAUCUCGUGCAGUUGUGGUAAUUGAUCCAGUAACGUUUGAAGUUGAACUAAAGGUAAAAGGAAAAACAGAGGCUGAGGAUAAGGUGUUGAGCCUAAGGGUCUUUAUGCACCACACUGUGCAUGCUCCGCAGAUGUUUGUCCAGCAAACAUGGGGAGCUUGAGUUGACAUGUGCUGGACUUGUAGAGCAGUUGAGGCCACAAUGGUGAGUAUCCAAGUUAGAGAGGGGUCAUGGCCAGAUCAUAUACGAGGGUUGGUCGUUUGUCGUACGGGCAGCGUAGAGGGAGGGGAUUUUGUGCUGCUUGAUUCUGGAGAUGGAAGAAUGCCUAUUAACAGCUACGAUGGUGGCAUUGAGCUUUCAAGGCGUCGUCGCACAACCUCAAUGUCGUCGUUGCAAGAGGCAGUGCUGUUUUCAAGCCUCGCCGUGCCGGGAGUACUAGUCUUGUAUGGGACCUUGGGUUUUGUAAGGUGGAAGCUACUGUUUGUUGGUCGCUCCACGCGACC
Oryza sativa Japonica Group (Japanese rice) is the source of this 1520-nucleotide messenger RNA. RefSeq lists its product as uncharacterized. The record is from RefSeq and is a predicted model, not a curated record. Lineage: Eukaryota; Viridiplantae; Streptophyta; Magnoliopsida; Poales; Poaceae.